This is a messenger RNA of Arachis duranensis, 1692 nucleotides long. RefSeq names its product phospholipase A1-Igamma3, chloroplastic. Gene Ontology annotation, molecular function: glycerophospholipase activity. Bases 61 to 1569 code for a protein of 502 amino acids. The record is from RefSeq and is a predicted model, not a curated record. Gene Ontology annotation, biological process: lipid metabolic process. NCBI's taxonomy places the organism in Eukaryota, Viridiplantae, Streptophyta, Magnoliopsida, Fabales, Fabaceae. The transcript is spliced from 2 exons.
UUCCGAUCUCCUAUAGUGAUUCUCCUUUAACUAUUCUUCCCUCCAAUUUCAUUUCUUUUUAUGUUCAUCACCAUGGCACUCUCCAGUUCCGCCGUAAUCCACAAUCACAUGAACAUAAACAUGAAACGGUUCAAUAUGGUUCGAGUUCAUCAAGAAUUGACUCUUGAAAUUCCAAAAUCAAAGAGGCCAAACAGGGCGACGCAUUUGGCGGAAUCCAUUUGCAAUGUCCUUCAUCGUUCUCCUUCACGCAGCAUAGACUUGCUAAGGUACCAUGAAGAGAAACUUUCAACGCCAACCAUGUCUCCAAGAGAAGACAUCUCACAAAAAUGGCGCCAAAUCCAUGGUUGCUCAAACUGGGAGAACAUUCUAGAUCCUCUUCAUCCCUGCCUACGCAGAGAAAUUCUCAAGUACGGAGAAUUCGCACAAGCCACCUACGACGCCUUUGAUUAUGACUCUCUCUCCCAGUACUGUGGCAGUUGCCGUUACAACCGUAACAAACUCUUUCAGAAAUUGGGUCUUUCUAGAAACGGUUACGCCGUUACUAAGUACAUAUAUGCCAUGUCACACAUCGAUCUGCCACGCUGGCUUGAGAGGUCUCUCGUGGCUGACACGUGGAGCAGAGACUCCAAUUGGAUUGGUUACGUGGCUGUAAGCGACGAACAAGAGACACGUAGGAUUGGAAGGCGGGACAUCGCGGUUGCGUGGCGUGGCACGGUGGCGCCAUGCGAGUGGUACGAGGAUUUUCAGAGGAAAUUGGAUCCAAUUGGGAAAAAAGGCGCCAAAGUGGAGCAUGGCUUUUUAAGCAUUUACACUUCCAAGAGUGACACAACAAGGUAUAACAAAUCAAGUGCGUCUGAUCAGGUGAUGAAGGAGAUUACAAAAUUGGUGAAAUUCUAUGAACAAAAAGGUGAGGAAGUUAGUGUCACAAUCACUGGGCAUAGCCUGGGUGGUGCAUUGGCGUUGCUGAAUGCAUAUGAAACAGCAUAUAAAGUUCCAAAUAAUGUUCCAAUUAGUGUAAUAUCUUUUGGGGCACCAAGAGUUGGAAACAUUACAUUCAAACAAGAGUUGGAAGAAAUGGGAGUGAAGACACUGCGUGUUGUGGUGAAGCAAGAUUGGGUGCAUAGAAUGCCAGGGCUUGUUUUCAAUGAGGCCUUCAAGGUGUUUGAUGAAAUAACAAGUUUGGAAUGGGUUUACACACACGUUGGUGCUGAGUUGAAACUUGAUGUUGGUACAUCUCCUUAUCUCAAAGGUGGAGGGAUGAACUUGUCAGGGUUUCAUAGCUUGGAGACAUACCUUCACCUUGUUGAUGGCUACUUGAGCAGUGAGACACCGUUUAGGAAUGAAGCUAAAAGGGAUGUUGCUUUGGUUAAUAAGUAUUGUGACAUGCUUGUGGAUGAGCUUAGGAUUCCACAAUGUUGGUACCAAUUGGCUAACAAAGGUUUGGUCUGUAAUGAUCAUGGAAGAUGGGUCAAACCCAAAAGAGACCCUGAUGAUAUUCCUUCACAUCAUGAUGACCCUCUUGUUCCAGAUGAAACGCAAACAUAUAUGAUGACUUUGGUGUCCUCUUAGAACAUAAUGAAAUGAGUAUUUCUAGGAAACAUAAUUACAUUAUUAAAACUGUGUCUCGGUAAAGGUGCAUGGACUCAAAAACAAACUCAAUUUUAAGACAUAAGUAAUCUGAAUUCUUACAUA